Plutella xylostella (diamondback moth) is the source of this 2096-nucleotide messenger RNA. RefSeq names its product Death-associated protein kinase related (gene Drak). Gene Ontology annotation, biological process: positive regulation of apoptotic process; intracellular signal transduction; protein phosphorylation. Lineage: Eukaryota; Metazoa; Arthropoda; Insecta; Lepidoptera; Plutellidae. The record is from RefSeq and is a predicted model, not a curated record. Gene Ontology annotation, molecular function: protein serine/threonine kinase activity; ATP binding. Gene Ontology annotation, cellular component: nucleus.
CGAAUGAAUGAAUCAGACAGAAACGUGUACGGCGAAGUGCGGUCGGGUCGUCGAUUCGCAAGUGUUGCGCCGCGGUUGUCAAAUUGUAAUUGUUUUUUCCGGAACGCGUGUGUAAAUAAACACGAUAAAUCUUUUGAUUGCAAGUAAUCAUGAAGUGAUACAAAUGUUAGUUUGAAUCGUGUCGAUUUACAGUGGAGCGUUUAAAUGUAAACCGUAACCGCUUCUCGCAAUGACAAGGGAGAGCACUCGGUUACCUUUUGAGAAACCGGAGGCAUUAAAAUGUUUCAUGUGGCCUAAUUGAUGCCUUUUCCUUACCGAUAAGUGUAUUGGUUGCAUAUAAGGACUAGUGUGAUUCGUUCAGUGACGCUUGGGAGUAAAUUGUCGUCGAUAAUCGUCAGUCGUUUACACGUUGAAAAAUGAGUGUUUUGAGUGGUUUGAGCAAAGCGGACUUGAAGACUGCUAGUGAUGGCCUGCUGGAGCUGUCCGAGGAGCGUCUGCGCAGCAUCAUGCGCUCGGAGCCCAUCACCGACGUCUACCAUGUGGAGCAAACCCCCUUCGCAAGGGGCAAGUUCGCGUCAGUCCGCAAGAUCCGGCACCUGGUGUCGGGCGUGGAGUACGCGGCCAAGUUCAUCCGCAAGCGGCGGCGCGCGGCCGACACGUCGCGCGAGAUCCAGCACGAGGUGGCCGUGCUGGCGCUGUGCGCCGGCUGCGAGCGCGUCGUGCGCCUGCAUGAGGUAUACGAGACCCGUUCAGAAGUGGCCAUAGUGCUCGAACUGUGCGCCGGCGGCGAGCUCCAGCGCUUGCUCGACGAGGAAGAGCGUCUGUCCGAGGGCGCCGCGCGACGAGCCCUGCGCCACGUUCUAGAGGGGCUUUCACACCUGCACGCCCGCCGAGUGGCACAUUUGGACCUGAAGCCACAGAACCUAUUGCUGACCGCUGGCGGAGAGGAGCUGCUCAUCUGCGACUUCGGCAUCAGCCGCGCCAUACAGCCGGGGGCGCAUGUGCGCGAGAUACUGGGCACUAGGGAUUAUGUUGCGCCAGAGAUCCUCUCCUACGAGCCUCUAACCCUGGCCGCAGACAUCUGGUCAGUCGGCGUGCUGGCCUACGUCCUGCUCAGCGGGUACUCGCCCUUCGCCGGAGACACGAAGCAGGAGACGUAUCUGAACAUAGCGCAGUGCCAGCUGUCGUUCCCGCGCGACCUGUUUCGCGGAGUGUCCGCCACCGCCAUCGAGUUCAUCAGAGACACGCUCGUCGUGGAUCCUAAGGGUCGUCUUACAGUAGAAGAGUGCCUGGAGCACGCCUGGCUCAAAGACGACUCGGACAUCCCGCCGGUGAUUGUGGGCGUCGGCUUCGCCACGGACGCGGCCAGCGAAGAGGAGGCUGAUGAAAACGACGAGCCGAAUGUCAACGGAAAACAAAAUGGCGUCCAAAAUGGCGCCGUGACCAACGGACACAAUGGCGUCUGCAAUGGCGGUCACGCGGCCCGUGACGAUGAUAAAGAAGAGGCAGAGGCGCGGCCGGCCACCCCCCCUCCUACCAACGGGCACUCUGAAGAGGAGCAGGAGCGGGAGAAGCCUCUCAAACACCCGCACGCGCGCGAGCACUCGCCGCCCUUCCCCGACGCGCCCUCCACGCCCAAGGUGCUGCGCAAGUCGCACCCGCCGUCCGUGCUGGCGCUGUGCAAGAAGUUCCAGCCCGACUACGAGAAGCCGUCGCGGCUGCACGGCGGCGGGGAGUGCGCGUGCGCGCCGCCGCCGCCGCUGCCGCCCGACCGCGCCGUGCUGUGCUAGCGCCCCCGCCCCGGGGACAGACGCUGCCAUCUCUGUCUAUGACAUGUGGCCCCCGCCAAGGCGCGCCGCACGUGCAAAAGCAACUCUUAUAAGCUCGGAAUACAGGCGACCCUGUGUCCAACAUCUAAGAACACGUUGAGUAAGCACGGCGCGCCCCCGGCCGGCCCCCCUGUCCCCCACUAACACUUGUGCCACAAGAAAUUAUUGCUAAACCUGUUGAAUGUAAUAGGCAGUCGCGUCCCGUCAGUGAUGUAAAUAAAAUAAGUAGUUAAGUACUUUAGAGUUACUCGAGUUGUAUAUUUUUAU